Molecule: messenger RNA, 306 nt
Organism: Fraxinus pennsylvanica
Lineage: Eukaryota; Viridiplantae; Streptophyta; Magnoliopsida; Lamiales; Oleaceae
Source: the annotation of a GenBank genome assembly
AUGUGCCAGGGAGGCGAUUUUACCGCCGGAAAUGGCAUCGGUGGAGAGUCAAUAUAUGGAUCCAAGUUUGCCGAUGAGAAUUUUGCGAAGAAGCACACUGGUCCUAGUAUUCUGUCCAUGGCCAAUUCUGGACCUGGAACCAACGGAUCUCAAUUUUUCAUCUGUACUGCGAAAACAGAAUGGCUUGAUGGUAAACACGUGUUUAGGCAAGUAGUUGAGGGAAUCGAUGUGGUAAAACUCAUUGAGAAAGUUGGAUCUGGUUCUGGAAAGACUGCAAAGCCAAUGGUGGUUGCUUAUUGUGGUUAA